This is a messenger RNA of Brugia malayi, 2460 nucleotides long. RefSeq lists its product as uncharacterized. The record is from RefSeq and is a predicted model, not a curated record. Gene Ontology annotation, biological process: mitochondrial tRNA 3'-end processing. The transcript is spliced from 17 exons. Gene Ontology annotation, cellular component: mitochondrion. Gene Ontology annotation, molecular function: 3'-tRNA processing endoribonuclease activity. NCBI's taxonomy places the organism in Eukaryota, Metazoa, Nematoda, Chromadorea, Rhabditida, Onchocercidae. Bases 1 to 2460 code for a protein of 819 amino acids.
AUGUUAGCUGGACGAACCAUUUUCUUGUUGGAAAAAACAAUUUCUUUCCGACUUCUCAGCUACGAUAUCCUGUUAUUUCAAAAGAAAUACCUUUCAGCUAAAAAAGAACGGGAUACUGAAGAAAUUAUUCAAGCGCUGAAUCGACGAAUCAGCGAAUACAGGAAAUAUCUUUCCAGACAUAGUAACAGCACCUAUCUUAGUAAAAAAGCAUUGGCCUCUGUGGAAAUCUUAACUCAAGAACUGGCCGACAUACAACAAAUGAACAAAGCAAAAGUAACUCCAGCAAUUCCAUCUAGUGUAUCAAUCGAGAUUAUAAGCAAUGGCACAGCUCACCUUAGGCCAUGUGUCGUUAUCCAUACUAAUUACAAGGAUUAUUUGUUUAACUGUCCAGAAGGCACUUCACGAUUCCUGGCUGCAAAUCGCUUGAAAGCUAUCAAUCUUACUGAUAUUUUCUUUACACGAGAUACUUGGGAACAUUUUGCCGGUGUAUCAGGAUUGCUCAAAACACCAGUGGCUUCAUCGUCAUCUAAACUAGAGCGAAUUAUCAGGCUACAUGGUUCUCAUAACAAGAUGAACUGCGGUUUCUACUCAGACGAUGCACUGACCGUACAUUUUAUACCAGUGUCAACAUUUUCUACUCCUCAGCGAUCAAUGCAAGAAAAGUUGGAUAUAGCUUUUUUGGUUGAACUGAAGCCACCACAAAGGUCCUUGGAUAUCCAAAAAAUCAAGAAGCUAAAAAUCCCUAGUGGUCCUCAUAUGAAGCAGCUAAAAGAUGGGGAAAAUAUAACGUUAUCCGAUGGGCGUUUUGUUAAAGCAGAAGAAGUCUUAAGCGAUUUAAAGGCUAAACCACUAUAUGCUUGCCUUAUUGUUGAGUGCAGUGAUCUAAAAAAGCUUCAGUCAUUGCAAAAUAAUACUUUACUUCGAGGCUAUAACAACCGAGACAGAAGUCUACGGUAUGUCGUUCAUUUCACUAAAAAUUCAGUGCUGAAUAAUGAUGAAUACAAAUCUUGGAUGGCUUCAUUUGGACAUAGCGUGGAGCAUAUCAUUGUGAAUGGCAGCGGUCCAUGCUUGCCUCACAUGGAAGCAGUUUAUCGUAUCAAUGUUAUCUUGAAUCAUAUUUGUCCAAAGUUAUUUCCUCUUCUAUAUCCAAAAGGAUUCAAUGGUAUUAUACAACAGGAUGAUGAUUGCGAAAAGAGCGGCAACUGUCUCUAUGUUAGGCCAUUUCAGCGGUAUUUUUUGCGCAGGCCUGUCAAUUUAGAUUUAGCACCGCCCAAUGUAUCGUUAGUCCUUACUGAUUUGUUGCUGCAACUCAAAGAAGACUCGGCAACUUCUGAAUCUAUUAAUUUAUUCAGGCGCACAUCAAAUCUGCUAGCAAACGAGGACAAUUGGCCUAGGAUUUGUUUUCUUGGCACAUCAUCAGCCGUGCCUACAAAUUUCCGUAAUGUCAGUGCAUAUUUUCUUCAGUUUAACGAGAAUUUUUGUAUAUUCGUUGACUGUGGCGAAGGAUCAUAUGGUCAGUUACGCACUUUAUUCGGUGAUGUAGCUUGUGAAGAUUUGUUACUGAAAUUAAGUGCAGUUUUCAUUACACAUGGUCAUCAGGAUCACUACCAUGGAAUUUUCACUAUUGUUCAGUGUCGAAAAGAAUUGUUUAUGAAAAGAGGCAUGACUUACAAGCCGUUAAUUGUGGCUGGUGGGAACCACGUUUUGAAAGUUUUCCGUGAUGUUGAUCGUAGCUUUGGUAAUUAUACGCGGGAUAUGCAUAUUGUGAACAUCUCUAAAAUAUUGUGGACACUUUCUCAACAGAAAGGAGGUCCGAUAGAGGCAGUCGAUUUGACUGGUGAAAUACCUCCUGAAAUUAUAGAUAUAGAAAAACUUGGAUUUAAAAGUGUUAUUGCGGUUAAGGUGAAUCAUGCAAGAACUGCUGUUGGUUAUAUAUUUACAGAUCUAAAAAACCAAAAAUUUGUUUUUUCCGGUGACACAAUGCCUUGUGAGCAGCUUGUAAAUCAUGGAAAAGAUGCACUAGUUCUUGUUCAUGAAUCAACUUUUGGGGAUGAUGAAGAGGCACAUGCUCUAUAUAAGAAACACAGUACAAUGAAGCAAGCUUUCGAUGUUGCUGCACGGAUGGGUGCAAAGAAUUUGGUACUAACACAUUUUAGUGCGAAAUAUCCGAAGGUACCACCAUUACCAGAUUAUAUCGAAAAAGCGGGCAAUGUAACUAUCGCGAUGGAUAAUAUGAUUGUUACACCAAGCGACUUGAAACUCUCAGCAAAACUUAUCCCGGUAUUACGAGCAGUUUUCUCGAAAGAAAUUAUCGAAAUAAUGCAGCGGUCUUUGAAAAGACAUGUUCAAGAAGACACACUUGCACGAAAAUUUGUUGAUACCCUUGGCUGUACGGCACAAAAGAAAAAACCAUCCGAAAAUUUAUCUUUUUCGGAUGCCGUUCCCUCAAUAACUUCGUGA